GGCUCAGUAGGGGCAGAGACCUAGCCUAGUUCGUCCUAUAUCUACCCAGAUUGUCCAGAGCACCAGAUGGUGCUAAAGUCUGGCUCAGUUAGGUGCACUAAGCCCCAGUUCGCACUUGUGCAAAAGGGAUGUUGCAGCCAUAUCCAGACCAGAACGUAACCCUCACUCCGGCCCCCACACUCACCAGUGGGAACCUGAACCCAGCAAUAAUGUACUCUCAUAGCUCCCCAACCGGUCCUAUUCCCAGCCUGAGAUUACACGCAUGCCAGUGGUUGCUUGAGCCAGUUGGCUUAGCCCCUUACCUGUCUCAGCUUUUGCCUUCGAUGCUGUGGCCUAGUAUACCUGGCUCAUGCAGCUAGUCAGUAUAAGAGCCUAGCUCAGCAUGACUUGUGCUCCAUCAUGAUUUCUGUUCUUCCUCGUGAAUUAAGGUUUGCUCAGCCCUGUCUGGUCCACCCCCUUCCAGUUGCAGCUCGGCACACCUCACAUCCUGUUUCAGGAUCCGCAUUCGGAUGCUGCUGCCUUGACCUGCCCAGACUGCUGUUGGUUCCUUUACCCACUCUGAAGGUUGCAGAGAGAGACUUGCAGUUCGUCACAUAGGCAUAGUGAAGAAGUAUUGAUCCUCAUGGAAGAAGAACAGGAUUUACCGGAACAGCCAGUGAAAAAAGCCAAGAUGCAGGAAUCGGGAGAGCAAACUUUAAAUCCAGUAAGCAGCCCGGACACCAGUGAUCAGAAACCUGAAACGGCAAGCCUGGCAUCAAACCUCCCCAUGUCAGAGGAACUUAUGACAUGCACCGAUUACAUCCCUCGCUCAUCCAAUGAUUAUACCUCACAAAUGUAUUCUGCAAAACCUUAUGCACAUAUCCUCUCAGUUCCUGUUUCGGAAACUGCUUACCCUGGGCAGACUCAGUACCAGACACUGCAGCAGUCUCAACCCUAUGCUGUCUACCCUCAGGCAACACAAACAUACGGACUACCUCCUUUUGGUGCAUUGUGGCCAGGUAUGAAACCUGAAAGUGGUUUAAUUCAGACUCCAUCUCCAAGUCAACACAGUGUUCUUACCUGCACUACAGGGUUAACCACAAGCCAGCCAAGCCCAGCACAUUAUUCUUAUCCCAUUCAAGCUUCAAGCACAAAUGCCAGCCUGAUAUCCACUUCAUCUACAAUUGCCAAUAUUCCGGCAGCAGCAGUUGCUAGCAUCUCAAAUCAAGACUAUCCCACCUAUACUAUUCUUGGUCAGAAUCAGUACCAGGCCUGCUAUCCCAGCUCCAGUUUUGGAGUCACGGGCCAGACUAACAGUGACCCUGAAAGUACCACAUUAGCAGCAGCCACGUACCAGACAGAGAAGCCUAGCGUCAUGGGACCCAGCCCUGCAGCACAGAGACUUCCCUCUGUAGAUCCUUCUACAAGCCCUUCUCUGUCCCAGACUACACCAAGUAAAGAUGCUGAUGAUCAGUCCAAGAAAAACAUGACUGGCAAGAACCGAGGCAAGAGGAAAGCUGAUGCAAGUUCUUCUCAGGACAGUGAAUUGGAACGGGUAUUUCUUUGGGACCUGGAUGAAACCAUCAUUAUCUUCCACUCCCUUCUUACUGGAUCCUAUGCUCAGAAAUAUGGAAAGGACCCUACUGUGGUGAUUGGCUCAGGUUUAACAAUGGAAGAAAUGAUUUUUGAAGUGGCUGAUACACAUCUCUUUUUCAAUGACUUAGAGGAGUGUGACCAAGUGCAUGUGGAAGAUGUGGCUUCCGAUGACAAUGGCCAAGACUUGAGCAACUACAGUUUCUCCACAGACGGCUUCAGUGGCUCGGGGGGUAGCAGUAGUCAUGGCUCCUCUGUCGGUGUCCAGGGAGGUGUGGACUGGAUGAGGAAACUGGCUUUCCGCUACCGCAAAGUGAGAGAGAUCUACGACAAGCAUAAAAGCAACGUGGGCGGGCUUCUCAGUCCCCAAAGAAAGGAGGCACUGCAGAGACUAAGAGCAGAAAUCGAAGUGCUAACAGAUUCCUGGUUAGGAACUGCGUUAAAGUCCUUACUGCUCAUUCAGUCAAGAAAGAAUUGUGUGAAUGUUCUGAUCACUACCACCCAGCUGGUUCCAGCACUGGCCAAGGUGCUCCUGUAUGGACUAGGAGAAAUAUUUCCUAUUGAAAACAUCUAUAGUGCUACCAAAAUUGGUAAGGAGAGCUGUUUUGAGAGAAUUGUGUCAAGGUUUGGAAAGAAAGUCACAUAUGUGGUGAUUGGAGAUGGACGCGAUGAAGAAAUUGCAGCCAAACAGCACAACAUGCCUUUCUGGAGGAUCACAAACCACGGAGACCUUGUGUCCCUUCACCAGGCCCUGGAGCUGGACUUCCUCUAACAGGACUGGAACAAAGUCUUGUGUGAGCUCCUUCUCAUCCCAAGGGAGCCAGAGACUGGAACCAGCUGGGAAAUCUCUGUCUUUGCUCCAUGGAAGCUGGUGAGAACACAGUCGGACUAAGAGCCACAGGUGGGGCUGGGAGCCAGCCACUGCCCCGCGCUCAUCCUUGCCCAGACGCCCAAGACAGUUGGAUGGAGAGAACAGUUGACUUGCUGCGGCUCCUGUGCUUUAAUUCUCCUGUUUUGUUUUGAGAAAGCAAAGAAAGGAAAAGGAAAUUCUUGGAGCAGAGUUGUACUUGGAGUUGUGAUCAGAUUGAGACUGCUGUGUGCUUGGGAGAGGAUGAACGCAGCAGCCUCUGUACUGUCUCCUGCAGCCUGGAGACCCUCCGUAGCUGUAGCACAAACUUCCAGGACUGUGUAUGUUAUUUUUUAGGUAAGGGUCUCUGAAGCAGGCUUUCCCUCUUUCUUCUUCUAGCAAGAAAGGGGCAUGUAAAGUUUCCUUGAAAAUAGUUGUUGAAAUGUCUAAAUACCUCUGUGUGACAGUCACUCCCCUGAUGCUGCUCCAGGGGUCUGCUCCGUAGGAUGGCUUCUCCUGUUCUUCCAUCUCCUAACUCAGCCCAGCUCCAGGGUGCUAGGCACUGGGAAUUCUAGGUUUGGCAUCCCUCUUCCUAAAAGCCUUAGUCCCUUCUCCAAUCCAGCUUCCCCUUUCACCAGAUGACACAAAGCUGGAAACUGCUUCUCUUAGUCAGUAGAUUGGAAGCCUCCAAUUUGAUUUGUAAUUCAGAGACCAUGUCCUAGCAGGCUUCGCCUCUCAACUGGAAAAGGGAAACUAAGGCCUCUUCUUCUAAGGCUCCCUAGACAUCGGCCACUUCGCAAGACGACACUCUCCGCGCUUGCACAAAAGCAGCUUCUCCCAUCGCCUGCUGCCCACACAGCCGCGGGGCUCUGAGCCUUCCACCUCUUCAGCUCGCUCUAGCUCCAUUCAGCCCUGGCCAAGUCCCGCACGUUGGUCCCAGGGCAUCACAUCGAGUCUUGAAAACAGUCCUGUCACUGCAUUUUGUCCCAAGCUGCCACGGUGUUUGGCUUCCUUUGAGGAAACCUGCAAGCCGUGUACAGGGUCUGGGCUCACAUGCACCCAUGCCUCUGCCUGUAACUGAAGAGCAGCCUGUUCUGCUUUCAUCUGCGAGGCCACACUCUCCUGAUUGAAAUGCUGGCUCUUUUUCUGCAUGACUGGAGGCUUAAUCCUAGACCAAAUACAGGAGCAUCUCAGCCCAACCCCAGUGUUCGUAGGUGCCUCGGCACUGGCUCCAGCCUUCCAGCUGGCUGGGUUUGUUUGGAUGUGCCUUGCCUCUAAGGCCCAAGUAGGUACCUACUCAGCCAGGAUAAAUUUUCAGGCACUGACAAAACUCAGACUGUCCAGGCAGCACCAAGCAGGGUGACUGAGUCCCUCAGAAAGACACAGUGUUGGUCCUGAGGAGGGAUCAUCUUUGGCCAAUCCCAGCCAUGCAGGCUUUUCCCCAGUUCCAUGUAUCAUUUCCAAGAUGUCACCGCACAGGGAGGCUGACUCUGCCCAGGCAGGCAGAUAACAACCAAGAAAGGCUGGUGUACAUAUUCCUUCGGAGCUGUCUGCAGAGUGCUUCGUGUCUACCGGCUUUAGGAAGCAAGUUAUGUGAGACUGCUGAAGCAAUUGCUCCAUCACUGAACUGCUGCUUUGGCCUCAUUUCCAUGUGGGGUGGAAGACACAGACGGCGGAGGCAGGCCUUCCCCAGACCUGUCCUCAAGCAUGAGACCCUGGUACUAGUGCUCCACGAUGACAAUCCCAGAAAACCCCCCUCUGUCCACUGGGGUAACCUGGUUGGUGGCUCUGGCCAAGGCCACCCUGUCAGGGCCGUGCCUCAGGCCGGCAGGGCUGCAAACAAUACCCCUGUCACACACACAGAUCCUCCCCAUACCACAUCCUCUGGGAACUCUUCGUGCAUAGAAUACAACUUGGUAUUUUUCUGGUGGGCCUUUUCCUCUUGCCUGACUAUCCAGCUUAGCUUUUUCCAAAGGGAACUUGAACUUGGCAAGGACAGGCGAGGAGGCUUUCUGAGCAGAGCAGCCUCUGUUCUUUUCCAUUGCUGCCACCCUCCCUCAUCCAGAGGAGGAUAAGAGGGCAGGCGCUCAUCUUUGCCAAAAUGAAGUCUCCAGCAAACACUCCCCUUCUCACCUUGUCUGUCCCCUCCCCAGCAUAGAGAUCUUAGUAAGAGGGAGACCAAGAGCCUUGGGUCUGCCUAGCCGACGGCAGCCCUGUUUCCUGGAGAGUCCCCAUGAAAUGAGCCACACAGUAAACCCUUCGGGCACCCUGAGCACCCAGAAAUGGGUGCAUGGAUUUCUUGUGAGGACUGUGGCUAAUGGAGUGGCCAGGUGGGUCGUGGCUUUCAGAGGCGGCUUAACUUCUGAAUGUAAAACUGACUGUGCCUUAGCAUCGCUCUGUCCAGGGCCCUGGGGCCUGCUCCAGACCUAGAUGCCUGUUUGGGCUUUUGUGUGAUUUGGGGUAUUCCUGUCUUCUGCUCUGCAAGUUGGUGAGGGGCAAGGCAAGUGUCCCAAGAUGUGCCACAGCUCACUUGCUCGCAGUUCAUGCAAACUCAGCUUCAAAGCUCCAAGUAGAAUCCAAUUGAUAAACUCCAGCUGCAGCUUGCAGAACUCGCAGCUGUUCCGAGCCUUGAAUGGGUGUUGGUGUCACUGAACCCCAGGGCCAUGGUCCCCUCUUCCUGGGAGAGGGACAGUUUAGGCCCAGAGUGAUGAGCUUACAGCCUCUUGUUCCUCCAUAAGGGGCCAUGAGGGCUGCCCCCUCAGCAGGCUUCUGUGUGACCACUUCAUCGGUGAGCAUCCUUGUUCAUCUCAAAGUUAGGACCCCCUCCCGAACCCUCACUUUAGAGAGGCCAUAGCUGAGCUCUGAGGUUCUAGAAUACCUGCAGCUACAGGAGGGAGAGCGGAGCUAUGACCAGUGGGCCAGCUGCCCCUCCUUCACCUCCAGUCACUCAGCUCCAGCCAGCCAGGCUCCUUGGUCCCUGAUGCGCUGACAGGAGCCACUUCCUUAAGGAUGAUUUCUGAAAGCACGAUGCUGCAAGAACAGGCAUUGAGUGGGUUGGAUCUAUUUAUGUGACUGCGGGCAUUCGUGGCUGUAGUAUCCUUGACCAUAAUGUUAUAUGUAACGGGAACUAUCUUAUAAACUUGAAAAAAAAAUAAAGUUUUUAUUUUCUA
This is a messenger RNA of Ochotona curzoniae (black-lipped pika), 5589 nucleotides long. It is a transcript of the gene EYA3, whose product is annotated as EYA transcriptional coactivator and phosphatase 3. Gene Ontology annotation, molecular function: protein tyrosine phosphatase activity. The record is from RefSeq and is a predicted model, not a curated record. Lineage: Eukaryota; Metazoa; Chordata; Mammalia; Lagomorpha; Ochotonidae. The transcript has 18 exons. Gene Ontology annotation, biological process: negative regulation of extrinsic apoptotic signaling pathway in absence of ligand; cell differentiation; positive regulation of DNA repair. Bases 623 to 2344 code for a protein of 573 amino acids. Gene Ontology annotation, cellular component: nucleus.